This is a messenger RNA of Gekko japonicus, 1386 nucleotides long. RefSeq names its product potassium voltage-gated channel subfamily C member 1-like. Gene Ontology annotation, biological process: potassium ion transmembrane transport. The transcript has 6 exons. The coding region runs from base 1 to 1314 and encodes 437 amino acids. Gene Ontology annotation, cellular component: voltage-gated potassium channel complex; axon; dendrite membrane. Lineage: Eukaryota; Metazoa; Chordata; Lepidosauria; Squamata; Gekkonidae. Gene Ontology annotation, molecular function: delayed rectifier potassium channel activity. The record is from RefSeq and is a predicted model, not a curated record.
AUGACCAGCAAAGAGCUUCCUGAGGUGUUUUCCUCAGGCGAUGAGGGAGACGCGACUGCCGCAUCGGCGGCGGCGCGGGAGACCAUCGGGACCGAUCAGCCUUCGCGGUUUGAUCUUCCAGAGGAAAGGGGCUUGCCGGGCUGCAACAAGUAUAUUGCAUUUGCCUCCCUAUUCUUCAUUCUGGUUUCCAUCACUACCUUUUGCCUCGAGACUCAUGAGAGAUUUAAUCCCAUCGUUAACAAGACAGAGACGGAAAUUGUUGGGAAUGGCACCCAGGUGCGCUUCUAUCUGGAAGCAGAGACUGAAGCUUUUCUGACCUACAUUGAAGGAGUCUGCGUCGUCUGGUUUACUUUUGAAUUCCUGAUGAGGGUUAUUUUCUGUCCGAACAAGAUGGAAUUUAUCAAAAAUACCUUGAACAUCAUUGACUUUGUGGCCAUUCUGCCUUUCUAUCUGGAGGUUGGACUCAGUGGCCUGUCUUCCAAAGCUGCUAAGGAUGUCUUGGGCUUCCUGCGAGUCGUCCGGUUUGUUCGAAUCCUGCGAAUUUUCAAGCUGACCCGCCACUUUGUAGGGCUGCGGGUUUUGGGACAUACCCUUCGCGCCAGCACAAAUGAAUUCUUGCUGCUCAUCAUCUUCUUGGCACUGGGCGUCUUAAUCUUUGCCACGAUGAUUUACUACGCGGAGAGAAUAGGUGCUAAACCCAAUGAUCCUAGUGCCAGCAAACACACACACUUUAAAAACAUCCCCAUUGGCUUCUGGUGGGCUGUUGUCACCAUGACUACCCUGGGCUAUGGAGACAUGUAUCCUCAGACUUGGUCAGGCAUGCUGGUGGGAGCCCUGUGCGCUCUUGCAGGCGUGCUGACCAUUGCUAUGCCUGUGCCCGUCAUUGUGAACAAUUUUGGAAUGUAUUACUCCUUAGCGAUGGCUAAGCAGAAGCUACCAAAGAAAAAAAAGAAACAUAUCCCACGGCCGCCCCAGUUGGGAUCCCCCAAUUAUUGUAAAUCUGUCAUAAACUCGCCACACCACAGUACUCAGAGCGACACAUGCCCACUUGCCCAAGAAGAAAUGUUAGAAAUUAACAGAGCAGAUUCGAAACUGAAUGGGGAGGUGGCCAAAGCGGCGCUGGCAAACGAAGACUGUCCCCACAUAGACCAAGCUAUGUCACCUGAUGAGGGAUUGCUCUUUACCCGUCCGGGCACUCGGGAGAGAUAUGGACCUUGCUUCCUCUUAUCAACCGGGGAAUAUCCCUGCCCGCCUGAUGGAGGAAUAAGAAAGGCACUCAAGUUAAAACUCCAGCACAAGCGGCAGCCUAAAUGAAUGGAAUGGCCACCACCCAUGAGGAGGGAAUCUUUGCAAAGAAAGGCCUGUCAUUGCUAAAUAUAUGCCAAC